AUGCUGGCCGGCCGCGAUCGGCUUGUGAGGGUGGAGUCGGGAGAAACGUGCUUCUACGGCGCCUAUUCCGAGCUCUCUUUCAUCUUGCGAACACUCGAGCUCUUCGAGGAGAAGCCGGACGCCCGAACGAACCAGACGUUUCUGGUUGUUAAUGAUAUGUUCAACCUCCCCCUCGCGUCGCCAGCCCAUCUCGGCUUAGGCUCCGCGACGCGUAUCCCAUCAUGUGAAAUUUGCACGGCGUUGGUAGAAGCUGUAUUCGCGAGAAAUCACCCUAUGCUCUCCUUCCUGCCGAAACAUCGCAUAAGGCGCAUGUCCACUUUGGCCACCGAACUUGCACCCGUACCCCUUUCAGAUCAAUCCUUCUAUUUAUUCGACUCUCGACGUCAUCGGGCAGAAGGCUGUCGCGUCGUUUUACAGAGGGCCACGGGCCACUUCCACGCUGGUAUGGCCUUGCUAAGACCGAUGGAGAGAAAUGACCUUGUUUCCCUUCAGGCAGUCCUUUGCGCCAUCGUUUUCCUCAUAUCAACCUCUAGGAUCGUCGUGGCGCACUCUCUUAUCGCAGCAGCCUGCUCGUCAGUUGUACGGCUCGGUCUUCACGCUACGGGCAGAGAAAAGAUACGAGCCUACGCGACGGUGUUGAGGCUCGAUUUUUUCGCUAGUAUAAUUCUCAACCUCCCGCCAUUCUUUCAAAAAGACGCCGUUCCCCUAUCCCGUAUUGCGCGCUUAGCCUCCAGAGCUGAAGCCGAAAAGGACUUGCCAACCGCGGCGGCCUUGAGGCAGGUUUGCCUCUUGGCCAUACCUCUACACAAGACGAUCGGUACCUCCGCGGACGGCCCCGACGGCGAAGAUUCCCAGUCUGUUGAUAUUAGGGAUUUAGAAGAAUCGCAGACCGAGUUCCACGGCUGGAAAACGGACGCCUCGUCUCUGUUAGCAUGCUUAGGACGUGAUAAAGAACAUUGGAUCAUAAAACAUGACCUCGAGAUGACGUACAACUUUGGGCAGAUCAUCCUAUGCAGGCCUUUCCUACACUACCUACGAGUCAUGGCCGAUGGGGGCUCCAUAUCGAUCACACAGUCCUAUCAUGCUCUCGCUUGUAUCAAACUCGCAUCUUCUACCAUUGUUCGUGCUCAGGAGAUGAUGGAUGAAGGCCCCGUAUUGGCGGGAUUCUGGCCUUCGAUAUACACCGUCUUCCUAUCUGUGAUGUGUCUAGUGUUCCUCAUCGCUGCACACCGCGGUACCUCGACACCUAGCAGAGCGUGGCAAAGGGCUGCGGCAGGAAUUCGAGUGAUCGCCGCACUCAAGUGCGUGGAUGACUGUUCGAAGCAGUGUUUAGAGGUCCUAAAGGUGGUUACGGAUGAACUCUCGCAUACCGUCUAUUUCGAUUUCGACGAGUUAGAGGCAUCUGUUAUUCGAAACUGCGGCAAGAGAACGUCUAGGGAGGCUUCCUACGCCCUCUCCCCCCUCGCGACAGAACCGAUGGGGGACCCCUCGAGUCCUCUUAGUAAGUAUGGAAAUCGUCCCCCGGAUGCGUCGAGCUUGGCCGUAGAAGACUUCGUAAACAUUUACACGGUGGUGGAGAGCAACGAGGCCGACCGCAUGCUAGACCAAGCAGAAGAAUUGUCGACCGAGUUUGAUUUUGGCGGUAUGUCGUUGGAGCUGAGCGGCGAGCGACAUGAUAGCGUCGAGAGUUGA
Durotheca rogersii is the source of this 1692-nucleotide messenger RNA. RefSeq lists its product as uncharacterized. NCBI's taxonomy places the organism in Eukaryota, Fungi, Ascomycota, Sordariomycetes, Xylariales, Xylariaceae. Bases 1 to 1692 code for a protein of 563 amino acids. The record is from RefSeq and is a predicted model, not a curated record. Gene Ontology annotation, molecular function: sequence-specific DNA binding. Gene Ontology annotation, cellular component: nucleus. Gene Ontology annotation, biological process: positive regulation of transcription by RNA polymerase II. The transcript has 5 exons.